Molecule: messenger RNA, 1798 nt
Organism: Spodoptera exigua (beet armyworm)
Lineage: Eukaryota; Metazoa; Arthropoda; Insecta; Lepidoptera; Noctuidae
Source: the annotation of a GenBank genome assembly
AUGAUUCAAUCCUAAAGAUAUGGGUAGCUAAUCAAUUAAUACAUGUAUGUAAUCGUGAUAUUGUAAAGGUUUAGCGAUAACUUGAUUAGUGUUGAGUGGCAGGCAGUGUGGGUGCUGGUCCUGCAAGAUGCAGGUUGUGAUACUCCUUGUGGUGUUGGCGUGCUCGGCCGCAGCCAACGAAGACCUUUACGAGCUCAACAUUAUACACUACAAUGAUUUUCAUGCGCACUUCGACGAGAUAAGCCCAUCAGGAGGAGUAUGCCAGCCUGAUGUGGAACCUUGUAUCGGGGGCUUCGCCCGUCUCUACACGGCAAUACAACAAGCGAGGCAAGUGGAACCAGACUCCCUGCUCCUCAACGGGGGGGACACCUUCCAGGGCACCAUCUGGUACAACUUCCUCAGGUGGAAUGUCAGCCAGCACUUCAUGAACAUGCUGCCUCAUGACGCUCAUGUUCUAGGUAACCACGAGUUUGACCACGGCGUAGAAGGUCUAGUGCCUUACUUGGAACAUCUGAACGCGCCGAUGCUUGGUGCCAACGUGAACACUGAGUUGGAACCGACCAUGACGCCUUACAUCAAGAACCACGUUAUCGUGGAGAGGAAGAAUCGGAAGAUUGGUAUCAUUGGAGUACUGCUGCAACAGUUCUCAGCUCCUAUUGGUCAAGUGAAGAUGGAGGAUGAGCUGGAGGCGAUUAACCGCGAGGCGGCCAUACUCACGGAGGCGGGAGUCGACAUCAUAGUCGUGCUGUCCCAUGUCGGAUACACGAGCGAUAUGUGGUUAGCGGAGCGUGUGUCUCCAACCGUGGACAUAAUAGUGGGCGGCCAUUCCCACACGCUGCUGUACACUGGGCCCACGCCCAACGGUGAUACUGCACUUGGAGAAUAUCCCACUGUUGUACAGCAAGCUAAUGGACAUCGGAUCCCGAUAGUGCAAGCAUCGUGCUACACUCGGUAUCUGGGCAACAUAAAGUUCUAUAUCAACGCGCAAGGAAAGGUCGAGAGGUGGCACGGAGAACCCGUCUUCCUCGGCUCGUCCAUCGUGAAAGAUGAAAGAAUAUCAGAGUUAUUGGAACCAUGGCGUGUGGAGGUGGACGCUGUGGGUAAGGAGGUGCUGGGAGAGUCUCGCGUGUCGCUGAGUCGCUCGCGUUGCUCCAGUGAAGAAUGCAACCUCGGCAGCUGGGCCUGCGACGGGUUCCUUGAAGAGAUGAUACCUCACGCUCAGGGCUCGAACUGGAACAACGCUCACGUGUGUUUAAUCAACACUGGGGGACUUAGAACCCAUAUCAUCGCUGGAAACGUGACAACGGAAGCGUUGUUAAUGGCGAUGCCGUUCGAGAACUACGUCCAGGUUUACGAGCUGGAGGGCAAGUACUUGCAGGAGGCGCUCGAGUUCUCCGUCGGGGUCAACUGGAGCGACAGCUUCUCUAGUGGACGCAUGCUGCAGAUUGGAGGUAUGCGCAACGUUAUCCACGCGUCGAGGCCGAUAGGGUCGCGAGUGUCUGCGACAGUACGUUGCAUAGACUGCGACGUGCCGCGAUACUUGCCCCUCGACCCCAACGCCACCUACCGGGUGCUCUCUCAAAACUACAUCGGUGACGGCGGCGGUGGAUACACGAUGAUAUCUGAGAACAGGAAGAACCUGCAGACUUGGGAAAUCGACUAUGUAAUGCUGCAACGGUACAUGAGGCGGCAGGGCGUCGUUACCAAGGACGUAGACGGGAGAAUACAGAUUGACUAUGAUGAUUAGUGAUACCUACACCUAACUUAUUAUUUUUUACAUUUAUUAUAAAAUAAAAUA